Messenger RNA from Solanum stenotomum, 527 nucleotides. RefSeq lists its product as uncharacterized. The coding region runs from base 125 to 493 and encodes 122 amino acids. The record is from RefSeq and is a predicted model, not a curated record. Lineage: Eukaryota; Viridiplantae; Streptophyta; Magnoliopsida; Solanales; Solanaceae. The transcript has a single exon.
UUUCAUUUCACAAACAUAUUAAUGAGAAAUUAGUAUAUUCAAAAGUGUUAGUAAAUUAUAAUCAUAGUGUUUAGAUCAGUUUACAGUAUCUCAACUAAUCUAACAGAACAUUUGUUAUUCUAAGAUGGGGAAUUGUUGUAAACGUGGAUCAAACAUGGUAUAUGUUGAUGAUGAUGAUGAGUGGGAAUGUGUCGUAUCACCAAAAAAAUUGAUCGUAGAGAAAGAAAAAUUAUUUUCGUCUUCUUCAUCAUCAUUAUCAUCAUCUUCUUCUAUUUCUUCUUCGACGGUUAAUUACAAAGAGGUGAAAAUACGAAUUACGAAGAAUGAGCUUGAACAAAUUCUAGCUGGAAAAAUUGACAAUAUGGAGGAAGUUACAAUGGAGCAACUAUUGUCUGGAUUUUUAAAUUCCAGCAAUAAUAGCUUUGAUUUUGAGAAUAUUCAACGUCAACAAUCAUGGAAGCCUCGUCUUCAAAGCAUUCCUGAAGUUAAUUGAUAUCAGAGACGGAGUUAAAAUUUUUAUAAUCAAC